AUGCCAUCCAUCGGCCUGUCUCCACGCAUCAUAACAAUUAUGGGAGUCUCCUUGUUAGGAAUAACCACCUACUGCAGCUUCCUCUACGCCUCCUACCAGCGCGAGGUGUCCGCAUCCAAAUCCCUCAAAGUCCCAACAGACGUGUCAGACCGAUACAACAUGACAGCGCCGACCUUUGACGCUGAAGUCGAGCUAUCCGAGAAAACAAUGCGACUGGGCAAGAAACGCGCAGAUCUGAUUAGCCUCGCGCGUGGAAACGUGCUAGAAGUCAGUUGUGGUACGGGCCGCAAUCUGGAAUACUACGAGCUUGGCCAGCGGCGCGGCGCAGACAAGAACGGGCGCGCAGCGAUACUGGGCUGUCGCUCUCUCACGCUUGUCGAUCUCAGUCCGCAGAUGGUUGAGAUUGCAAGACAGAAGUUUGAAGCGCUGUAUCCGGGGUAUGACAAGGGAGCAGCUGUUGCGUUCCGGGCUCAAGAUGCCGCAUCUGUUUCUGUGGUGCUGCCUGCUUCGACUGAUUAUUCUCCGACUCCUUGUUAUGAUACUAUUGUUCAGACGAUGGGGCUAUGCUCUAUGCCUGAUCCUGUUGGGACUUUACGCCAUCUGGGCAGUAUUACGGAGCCGUUGAACGGCCGUAUCUUGUUGUUGGAGCAUGGGCGCUCAAAAUAUGAUUGGAUUAAUCGGAUCUUGGAUAAUCUUGCGCCUGCACAUGCGGAUCGGCAUGGGUGCUGGUGGAAUAGGGAUAUCGGGGCGAUUGUUCGCGAGAGUGGGUUAGAGAUUGUGGAGGAGAAUAGGUGGCAUUUUGGAACAACUUGGAAGUAUAUUUUGCGGCCAAAACAGGAGGAUAGUUCUUGA
Molecule: messenger RNA, 852 nt
Organism: Penicillium taxi
Lineage: Eukaryota; Fungi; Ascomycota; Eurotiomycetes; Eurotiales; Aspergillaceae
Product: class I SAM-dependent methyltransferase
Exons: 1
Coding region: 1-852 (283 amino acids)
Source: RefSeq, a predicted model, not a curated record